Cryptococcus deneoformans JEC21 is the source of this 570-nucleotide messenger RNA. RefSeq names its product expressed protein. Gene Ontology annotation, cellular component: signal recognition particle, endoplasmic reticulum targeting. The coding region runs from base 30 to 545 and encodes 171 amino acids. Gene Ontology annotation, molecular function: endoplasmic reticulum signal sequence receptor activity; 7S RNA binding. The transcript is spliced from 6 exons. Lineage: Eukaryota; Fungi; Basidiomycota; Tremellomycetes; Tremellales; Cryptococcaceae. The record is from RefSeq and is a predicted model, not a curated record. Gene Ontology annotation, biological process: SRP-dependent cotranslational protein targeting to membrane.
CUUUAUCAGACACCUUCGAACUAUAUAAAAUGCCCCAACAUCUCGUGUCCCCGGAAGAGUUCCUCACCAAACUCGGCCAAUGUUUCUCUGACCCGUCUUCGUCAAGUUCCGUUUGGCUCACUCACAAGAGGUUAACAUACUCGGAUGAUGCGGAUGUGCAGAUGAACGACGAAGAAAGAGAGAACAACAGUGAAGGACCGGAACACGAGGUGCUGAUAAGGUGUACUCAAGGAAACAACAAGUUUUCCGCUCGAAUUCCCGCCUCAUCCCUCCCGUCAUUCCACGCCGCCUAUGGUUCCCUUCUCAAAACAUCCAUGGCACCCCUCAUGCGAAAACGAGACAAGAAAAAGGAGAAGGCUCGGGCGGAAGCAUUGACAAAGAAGAGGAAGGAGCUUUAUGUCGAGGUUGUGAUUGGGAAUGAGGGAAAGAGGGGUAAGGGGAGAAGACAAAGGCAAAGAAAGAUUGCGGCGCAGAAGAAGAAAGAGACCGAAAGGGAAAAGCUGGAAAUUAGGCAAGCUCAGCAAAAGGCUAGUGGGGAUCUAUAGAAGUAUCUAUGCACCGUGAUUCAAU